Molecule: messenger RNA, 870 nt
Organism: Miscanthus lutarioriparius
Lineage: Eukaryota; Viridiplantae; Streptophyta; Magnoliopsida; Poales; Poaceae
Source: the annotation of a GenBank genome assembly
AUGGAGGAGGACAUCCUCCUCCUUCGCAUCAUCGUCAGUUCUAAACGUUGGCACAUCUUCCAGGAUGCGGACUACUACAUCUACCAGGCUACCGACGAGGCCGCGGGCGGGGGGCCAUCACUCAAGCGGCUCCCGCGGCUGCAGAAGUUCCGUAGCCCCUAUGAGUUUGAUUCAGAUCAAGUUGGCAUUCUGCGCUGCGGCGCCCGCCACCAACGGCGCUACAACGCCCUGUGCCCCCACAGCGACACCGCAGGUGAUUUCUAUAUUGUCGCCGCACUCUGUAGGGCGCCCAAUUCCGUGGUCGCUGGAGAGUUUGUCAUUUGUCUAUACAACUCCAAUUCUCCAACCAUCUGGAUUACCCACAAAAUCUCAGUGGACGAAAACCAACAUCGACUCCAAUAUGGCUGCCACUUCGAGCAUUACAACAGCAAGGUCAUCUCAAUAGGAGGAGAUUCUGGCACCAUGGGCUUCGUUGACCUCUGGCGGGGGGUCAGUAUAUCAGGGAUGGUUGGAUGUCCAGGAUAUGGACAAGGCCGGUGGAUGCUGAUUGUGCUGAGGACUGUUGGAAACCGGGCUGGGAAGAGCAUGGAUGGCAAGGCUUGGGUGAUUGCUGUUGACAUGAAGAACAACACAUUACAAGGAGUGGAUGAGUUUGUUGCGGAAAGGACUAUCGGCGUGGAUUUUGGCUAUAUGCACAGUAGGAUAUCCAAAUAUCUGACAGCAACCCCAGGUAAUCAUGUUCGAGCAAUGCAACCCUCAUCCCAUGGUUACUUCUACAAAUCUUUUGGUUCUGUUAUUGCAUUGUCCCAGUAUAAUCGCAAAUCGCCUGCUAAACUAGUUUGGUCCAUAUACUCGCUGAUGAGUGGGUGA